Molecule: messenger RNA, 12774 nt
Organism: Spirometra erinaceieuropaei
Lineage: Eukaryota; Metazoa; Platyhelminthes; Cestoda; Diphyllobothriidea; Diphyllobothriidae
Source: the annotation of a GenBank genome assembly
AUGCCUGUCCGGACGGAUCUGGUUCUACGCCUCUUUCACUUCUGGCUGGAGAAUGUACUUAUUCCUCUUCUUAGGGCCUAUGAAGCUAAGCUUAGGGAACUACAAACUCAAGCUCUGGAUAUAUACGGUAAGUUGCCAAGUUUUCUGCCUAUUACAUGCUGGCUGUGCGUUUUCAGUGUCCUUUAGCACCAAUUAAGGGGUAAACACAAGUCUUCUCCAUGCAUUAAUGUUAUUUAAUCCGAGUUAAAGAGGCUGGGCAUGUACGUUAGUCUUGUUAGUACAGAUAAGAGACAGACUGAAUGCAACCCAUAAUGAUUGGACACUUUAAGGGUCAUGCUCUGAGAUUCAUUCAUGAGUAUCCCGCCAAAGGGCCUUGCUAACUAAAACUAAAUGCAUUAGUAGGUAUUUUGAAAAGCUUCCAUAAAAUUGCUUGCGUGACAUAUGCCGGAAGUGGUUUUACUGGUUAAACUUGGAAAGAUGUAAGGAGUUCUCACUUUCCGUGCAGGAGAAGCACGAUACGUUCUUCUAGGCCUUAUAGAAAGCUACUGGCAUCCGUUUCUUACUCAUUUACUCUAAAACUGGGCAGAAGACGUUGAGACUGGAUGGGAUGGCCCACAACUGAGAGAAAAUCAACUAUCGAGAUCUGCAGAAGGACUUCAAGAGUUCGGUCAGAAAGUGCGAUGUCGGGAUGGGAUGGGAUGUAGGAAUGUCCUGUUAGAAGAGGAUGACUAAACCAUGGUCGACAUAUCGACGUCCAACGCUACCCCUACCUAACCAAUAGGGUGCGAACAGGGUGGAUUUGUGCAGAAAAUAACCCAUGACAAACAGCGUCGCUCUCAGUGUCUAAUAACUAGAUCCUUAGGCGAAUGUUCUUGUAUGCGUCUGUUGUUUUUUCCUAGGUAAUUACUCCACGGUUGCUGCUCAGGGGGAUGCAUCUAGCGACGGAUCAUCCCAGCAUUUCCCCCACAUCUACCCCUUCCCCGAUCUCGGCUUUCCAUCACCACUGCCUCCGACUACCACCACCGCCUCAUGCUCCAUCAACUGCCCCCCAUCCACCGCCACCUACCGGAUCGUACAUUCUGCAGAAACGCCCUCCACACCGUCAUCCGGAGAAGAUUCAUCAUUUGAACAUUCAUUGCCUGUUCCGACACCCAGGCAUACGGAUUCUCUUCUCCGGAUGGCGGCGAUUGGCCAGACAUUCGACAUCCAGCUCCCAAAACGCCCUGUCGCCGCUCCUGCUCAAACUCACAAUGGCCAAACAUUUGACAUCGUCGACGAGGAUCCGACAGACGUCGACAUAGCCAGGCUGCCAAGCCUCAGCAGCCAGGGAGAGUCCACAUCCGAAUAUGCAAAGGCGUUCUCCACGCAUCCAGUCCAUGUGGCCUCGACUAGAAGCUCGGUUUCACGACUCGGACAGGUCAACAGCCUGGUGGAGCGUGUGUCUUUCAGGUAAUUGCCCUUUACCAGUAUGUCUCAACACUACACACUCAAAACAUGCCAAAGGGCAGUCAGAUUUAAAGUCAAGACGAGAAAGAACAUAGACUGGGGCCCAAUGGCCGUUUGCAUAUUACUUCCUCGCCCAUAUGCCAGUCUUUAAAUGUGUCCACCCCCUACCCUUGCUUACAUUUCAGUGAAUUGAGUCUGAUUCCAAGUAUUCGGAAAAUGGGGGCUGAACGCCUACCUCACGGCGUUAUUGAGCUGUACGAGCCCAUCAAAAUGGAGACUUGCCUGAGUAACGCUGAGCGUCAAGCCUAUCCACGCAUCCACAUUCAGAGGAAACAGGGUAAGCAGUAACCCUCACCAAAUUUAAUAUGUCAUUCUGAGCAGCUGAACCCUUGGAAUUCUAAAUACUGUGUUAUAUGCAUGUAGUGGGAGCCUACUUUAAGCUACCAACCCACCUUUCUAAUACGGUUUAAUGAGACGAGCCCCUAAAUCUCCUUCUUGCAGCCGUCUUUAGGCCAACAGUCUCCGUCAUAAGGGCUCGUUCUGGAAGUGUUACUCUGCGCGAAAGCCAGGUUUCCAAUGAACCACUGGCAACUCCUCGUAGGGUAGGUCAUUUUCCUACACCAUGUUAGUCCAUAGUACUUGAGUCUCAGUGGACGGAGCAUGCGUUUUCACUCUCCUCAUUAACUCCAAAUCUGUCCUUUCCGCGGCGGUCGGCAGUGGCACGAGUCCUGCGGAGUGUUUGGCGUCGACUUUGCAGCUGUGUCAGCCCAGAAGCCGAGUGAGCAAACUGAUGGAAAGCCGAGAUGAGGGAUCAUGCUGGGAUGAUCCGUCGCUAGAUGCAUCCCCUAGCACGCCGGGGAAACCCCGCCCCUCCCACGUCCUUGUCCUUACCCAAAAAACCCUUCCCCCGUCCAAUGUACAUAAUUGAGUAACCUAUGUAAGUAAAGCCAUCUUAGUCACAUUAAAUACCCUCUUCGUCUUCAACCAACCUUCAGCGAUGCAUACGGUGGGAGCAAUGCGAUGUGCCAAACGCCAUUGCACGGACGAUUAUAAUACAAGAGUUGGUGGGUACCGAACGCGCUCGAAGUUCAGGGGAGAAAUUAAAUACCAUCGCACAGAAUACUCCGGGUCACCCAAAUACGAAAGCCGGCCAUCUGAGUCCCGGUGUAUCUCUAGGCGUACACUGCUAGGCUGUGAGGGUUACCAGACGGCGUUCGCAGCCAAUCGGAAGACGCAGGUGUGUGCACGACCGCAGGACCCAUCUUAGUUGACUUAACAAAUAGCACGCAGUUCAUAAGCAGCUCCGAGAUGGCCUAGGGACACGGGUCAAAGCCGAAUCCUUGGGCAGUUAGAGUCAAUGCACAAUGCUCGUGACAGAUCGGCCUCUCAGAAGACGCAAGAUGCCGAGUAGAGAUAAACCCUAACUGCCAACAGUAAAUAGGCAAAUGCAUCCAAAAUCACGACGAUGGCGCCCUCCACUGGAAAGGCGAUCCACACUCCGCUCGAACGACACUAGGUUUACCAACAUACGCUUCCAGACAUGAAUAUGGACAGGUGAUCUGAGGAAGCGCAUGAUUGCCAGACCGAUGUUUCGAAAUCAAAUGAACUCCUAUCGGUGUUGACUACAGGACUGUUGGUAAUGUUACUGGCCUCGCUGGCGAACCGAUAGUCAAGGCUCACUUGCGCUGGCUUCGCGGAUACGUGACAUUGCGACGACCGCUCUCUAUCAGUCAGCCAUGGAGUUCCGGAUGUAACCGGCGUCAGUGCCGUUCUUCAAAGCAUAGUCAAAAUUACAGACCAACAGACCUCCGACUCAGAUCCAAGGUCAGACUGCUUAUUUUCACGUCCGAACACUCCUUCGCUAAAGGUAAAUGACUGAGCGGAAUGAGCGCGAAAACUUCUUCUGUUACCCCACUGAGGCUUACGCCAUCGGAACUUCCACAAAGAGCUCUGUCACUUUCCUUUGAUCGCUUCCUCGGUGGCUGUGCCAGUGUUGCCAUCUUCCUCCUUAAUGUCCACACAGACGUCGGCUAGGAUGACCUCAUAAGACUUCGCACGCGCCCGUACAAUUACGCAAACAAUGAUUCACAGCGUCUCUCUCCCCCCGCCCUCCUCCCAAACUAUCGUUCCCUUGGCCAGGGAUUUCGACAUUCCCUCAACCGACUUUGCGCCCAGCUGCAGCACGGAUCAACUUCGGAGCUUAAGCCUAGCGAUGUCUAAGACGCACGAUAACCACAAAAUCCACUGCAUGCUGAACUGCAAAUAGCCGGAGUGCACGAGGUCGAUGUUACAGACCACUCAUUCACCAAAAGCACAGUCGUUACUAGCAAAGGCCAUGCGCCAAGCAAAUGACCUACAAGGCCUUUGUCUCCAACAGACACUCAAUCGACAGGCAUAACCUCGUCUUGAGUCAAGGCACAACAAAAACGACUCCCCCCCCCACCCCACAGCAAACAUGAAUGGGUCAGGAAACCAGUAAUGCGCACCCCACUGACAACUAACUGGAAACACGUCUGCACACCGAGAUACCUACGUGUGGUAAGGAGAUUUCGGCAUUUGAACCGGCGCAGUUUUAGAAACGGAUGGGCGGCCAACCUGAUCAGAUAAACGAUUCUGAGAAAUAAACAACUGUUAGCUAAACACAAAGAGGAGGAAGAACAAAUAUAUUUACAAUAGUGUCAUAAAGAGGGGAGCAAAAGGCGUUUAAGAAAGUUUUCGGAAAUUGCGGAACACCGGGUAGACCUUAGCAAAUGUUUCGUAGACCAAUGCGAUGGACUUGGCGUCUGGAAAAUGCGGAAAACAAAUGACUGAGAGAAGGCUUUGGAAAGGUGCCCAUGCAGAUAACCCUGCCAGGCCGAAAUGGCUUUGACAAGCUCAACUAUAAUCGCGACCUUGUCAUUCACAAAAAUAAAGAAAACAAGUUUUAAAUUGACAAGCCGGGGCUCUGAUUUAAAACUUAAACGUCCAAGUUCCCUCCUGUAGUCUGGAUAGCUCGCAUUUCGAACGACAGACGACGACAAGUCUUGUACAGAUAGUCCGUCGUUACAGAAGACCAACAAAGCCAACAGUUGGCGACUUAGGUUUAUGACAGACGGAAAGGCCUCUAAAAGAGUUCGCUACAAUUAAACGCACCAAUCACCGAGAAAACUAGACAGCUGACAGUUCACAACUGGAGCAUCAGCCAGAAAGGUCAAGCAGAGCGCUGGGGCCCCACUGAUCAGCCGAAAUCCUCGCAGCUGCGUCAUGCAGCAGUACGAAACCGGCCAAAACACAUGCCUGGGUCUUAAGUUGGCGCCUGUGGUGGACUACUCAGUAUUAGCCAACGGACAGUACCCACGUUUAUAACUAUAGUGUCGGUACAGUAACCCAUCACGGCUUUGUUGUUCCCUUUCGGAAAUAUAGCCCCGUUUACCUAGAACGACUUACUGUAGUUUUAAACCCCCCAGCCUCAUAUGGGUGUUCCGUCAAAACUUGGAAUAUUAUAAGCGGAAAGGGAUGUAUAAAUACCGUUGAGGGAAUUACAUACACGAAAGAAAAACUAACCGAGUCGGCACUGGUUGACAAGUAAGCUCGAGGAGCCGCCUAAUGCUGUUAACCUUACUACUGCGUGAUAGACACGACAGUCAGUUACUAUGUUUUCACUCAAAGUAAUUUCUUUAAAGGAACCGGCUGCAGACAGUUGGCGCGAUCCGUAAGCGUUUCAAAAAUUCUACAAAAAGGCAACCGUUGAAAGAAGCAUAACGUGGGAAGUUAGACUCACUAAUAAAGAACAAUUACAAAGUAAAGCGUCAAACAUUCAAGAUGGGACGAUGGGAACUAGGCAGAAACGUUACAACACUUACCGUGCCACCUGUCCAUGGCUAGAAGGUCGUCAAUCUGAACACCGUUCUUCUUUAACUGCAGCUGGUAUCUGACAUCGUCCUUUCUGAUCGACGAGGAUCCAACUGACGUCGACAUCGCCGGGCUGUCAAGCCUUAGCAACGAGGGAAUGGCUGCAUCCGAAUAUACAAAAGUGUUCUCCACACAUCCAGUCUCAGUGGCUUCGACCAGAAGCUCAUCUGCACGACUCGAACAGAUCUACAACGAAGAGCGUGCGUCCUUUAGGCAAUUGUCCCCUACGGGUAUGUUUGGUCACCGCACACUUACGAGAUACCAGACGGCUCUCUGGAUCAACACACUAGCAGGGGAAUCGUACGAUGAAUAAUUCACGCAUUUACAUGGAAAGCCGUCACAAGGUAGCCGGCGGUGCCUCCACACCCACUGCUACCUGCAGUCUAGACAUGACAGGCUGCAGAAUACUUCAUUAACACUAAAAUUUUAACUGGAGCUUGUGCCGGUGCCAUCGCACCUACGGUCCAAAAGCACCUUAGUAUAUUCCGCCUUGCGCAUUCCAACAAUCGCCACAACGCUUGGAAGACCGCCAGCCAGUAAUAGUGACAAAAGCCGCCGAGUAGUCCCCUCUUCUACAUCGGUGACAAGUUGGGCGGCCGAUACCGCUAUUGAGGUUGACGUCAUUUCGCCUGCUAGGCAUCACUACCUGGGCCCCAAGGCUUUGCAAUUUCCAUUGCUGUCCGCUAACAGCACCACUAUCAACACAUACGGACAACGGUCCAUCACUCUCCAUAUCAGCCUCCGGUGAUGUUCUCAAUGGGCCUUUGCCCAAGCUGAUGUUCAACCGUCUGUUAUCGGGACAGAUUUCCUGUCAUAUUUUGGCCUUGCAGUCCACCUGAAACAUCGUAAACUCGAGAUGCCACAACCAAACUUUUUGCACUUGGUACCAUCACCUGAAAACCUUCGGUCAACAUCCACUUGACUAUUCUAGGUUCGUUAUUCGCCGACAUUUCCAAAGACUACGUAUUCCUCAUUCAACUUUGUCAAUUCGCCGAAGAAAUUCAGCAUGCUGCCUAACACCAAAUCGUUCCCACAAGGUGGACAAAAUGACUUAGCUCCGUUCCUAUAGGAACGGAGACCAGGAACAAAAAUCGUCUGCAUAUGCAUAAACCAUUUAUAUGGCUUCUUCGUAUCUUAGCUGUUGGCCGAGAUUAUGGAAUUUUAAAGGUCCCGUUGUUCUGAUACCUACUCUCAGUGUCCGGGAGAUGUGGCCCGAACGGUAGUUAGAAGAGCAACUGAAGUGCGCAUGCCCAGCAAAGUAGAAACGUGCUGUAGCUGUGUAAACUAUUAAGCUCACCCAUGACCCCACAGACAGAUCUCGAGAUAACAGGUAACCAGACGAUCGUAAGACCCGCCAUCUCUAUCUACCUCACUAUUCGAUUAACAUUAACAACUGGUGACUGAGUUACUGCGACGACGUCAUAAAAGUGCCUUACGUACUGGAGAAAAGCAAUUAAAAUUUAAAAAACGACAGCAUUUAGUCCAGACAUUAUGGGCUUUAAAAUUUUUUAUGGAAGUUUCGCAAUAUGCGGGAAGAGCCAAAUAGUUUGAAGCUACUGACUUUGUUAUAUUAGUACAAUGGCACGAGAUGGAAAUGCGAUAUCCUUUUUACAGCUGUCCGGAGCUCAGCAGCCUGUUAUGAAAGGUCUAAGGAAGAGUGUCACUGUGCGAGCAACCGAAGUUUCCCAUGAAUCCCUGAUAACUCCCUGUCCGGUAGGUCAUGUCCCAGUUUCAUGCUAACCUCCUCUUCUUGAGUCCGAGAGACAGUAAAUGCAUCCACACUCUCCUCAUUAACUCAAAAUUUUUCCUUAAGCGAUUUUCGGUAGUGGCACGAAUUCCGCAGAGAGUUUGCCGUCGGCUUUGCAGCAGCAUCUGCCCAGAAACCGAGUGAGCAGGCAGAUGUAGAGGCGAGAUGAGGGAGCAUGCUGGGAUGACCCGUCGUUAAAUGUGUCUCCUUGCGUGCCGACGAAUAUCUGUCCACCCUCCCCUCUCUACCCAUAAGCGAAGAACACUCUCCCCCCCCCCGGGAUGUACAUGACUGAGUAAGGUAUGUAGGUAAAGCUGUCUUAAUCAUAUCGAGUGCCCUCUUUUUCUCCUACCGACCCCGAACGACGCACACGGUGGGGGCAAUGCGAUGUGUCCUAUGCAAUUGAAUGGAUUAGGGAAAAAAUAAAUACAGCGACAUGAGAGGUGGAAUAGCUCAGGGCGUCUUAAAUACAAAAGCACUAGUGCGUGCUAUUCUGAACCAUUCAUUGGGACCUCGGAGUGUCAUUAAAUAGUCACUGCUAGGUGGUGGGAAUUACCCGAUUGCGGUCGUACCCAAUCAGUGAAUGUUGGUGUACAUGUAGUUUGACGGCGAGGGUGUGUACGCGACCGUAUGAUCCAGCUUUAUCGACCCAACCAGCAAUGUGUAGGUCAUAGACGAUGUAGUCUGCUGGCAACUGUCUUAAAUCUUGCGGAUAGGAAUGGAGGAGAUGAAGGCUGUGGACAAAUGACCAAGACUCAUUCCGGUUACUGCACUGUAUAUGCUGGAUUUCUGAAACGCACUGGGCGGCCAAACUACGUAUUCUGCAAUCAGAUUAGGGCUUUCGGAUUCAAAUUUGUCGGGCCCUCCAACAUCUGCCUCUCAUCGCGUAUUCCAUAGUGUUAACAGGUUAUGCAUAACGCUUGUGACAGAUCGGACUGUCACAUGCUCGGUGGCAGAGCACUUAAGAUUAUGUGCAGAGGGCUUUUCUAACUGGCACAAAUAGCCAUGUCGACGUAAUGCGCCACCGCUUGUUUUGGUGAUAGACGUGUGUGCGGAAGUAUUUUCGGAAAGGGAAUUAAAAUUCCCCAACUACGAAAUUAAUAUUAUGCGGAUACGUUGACGGCAGCUGCUAUAGAGACAACGGCAUGAAAGCUAACAAGGAAGCAGUGGAUCUGGUAGUUGAAACAUGCUCGGUAUUGCACGCCGACAUCUCUUUACCCAGGUUUUCGUAGUUUCUGACGUCCACUGUGCCUGUCUUGAUGUUGACUUACUUGCUGAUUCUGAUCUUCUCGUCGAACGCUGGCAGUUUCAUCUACGAGACUAGAUCAUGUCCUUUACCGCUUGGGACAAGCUCUAUCCAAAAUUCAGAAAGAUAGAGUAGUCACGGGAAGCAGAGCUGUUCAAUUCAUUCCUUGUCCAUCAUUUUACCACUUAAUUUGGCUUCAUCCCUUCAAUUUCGCUGUCCUUCGAUGCUUCCCUCAUCACCAUUAAUUUUGCCCCUGCAAAUAUUCGGAAGAUAAUAAGCCAGCUUGCUAAAUCUCCCUCAGUAGGAACUGACAACAUCACCGAACUUUCUUAUUAAACGACUAAGAGAUUUUUCUCCUCUUCUAAGCAAACUCUUUUCAGUAUUUCUCGUGAAUGGAUUCUUUCUUAACUAUUGGAAAACUUCAAUUAUUAUUCCAGUAUUUAAGUCUGGCUGUUGUUAUGAUGUUCAGAACUAUCGAGGUGUCCAUAAAACACCCUCUUCUGCCAAAAUCCUUGAAAAAUUAUUGCCAUCAACAUUCCUGAAUUCUGCAUAUCCAAUCAAUUUACUGGUUCUUUCCAACAUGGCUUCUCCAGAGCGGAAGUCGACAAGGUUGAGUCGCCAUUGUUGAUUGGUUGAGGGUAGAUCUAGGGUGGACAGUUAAACAAACUUAGGCCAGGGCUACUUUGCUUAAUUUUAGGGUUAUAAUAAUUUCAGUCAGUAUCAGUCAGUAUAUUUGGAGUAAACAACAGAAGCCAUGAAAACUCCAUUUAGAGGGUACAGGUAUAAAGUAAAAUAGUUAAAUUGCAAAACUUUUGCUUGCAGUUUUAGUUUUAGUAGGAGAAUUCAUAAAUCUAAUAAUGUAACAUGAAGGUGAAAGGGGUAUUAUAUUCGCAAAUUAAUUGCGAAAAACUUUGUUCACCACAUUCGGACUGUGAAAAUUUCAAUAUGGGCUAAGUUUGACGCAAAAAUAGGAUCUGUUGAAAUCCUGUGAGUAGUAUAUUUAUAGUCAUUUCAAUAAUCCGUUAGAUCAGGCUUCGGCAGUUUGGGUUGCCUUUCAGCAGGUGAGUAUCCAGUUGUCUCUUGAACACGUUCACGGUAGGGGAAUUAACAACAAACUCCGGCAAAGAGUUCCAUUGGCGAAUGACCCUCUGUGAGAAAAAGGAGGAACGUUGAUUUGUGUGGCACAGUUCCUUUUUGAGCUGGUAAUCAUGUCGUCUGAGAUUGGAUUUGGGUGCCAUUUCAAAAAACGUUUCCCAGUCGACAUCCAGAUUAAGUCCUUUUACCAACUGGAACGUUGCUAUGAGGUCACCUCUGUCCUGCCUGUAGUGGAGGGGAUAGAGGUUCAAGGCCGUCAGGCGCUGCUCGUACGUGAAGUUUUUGAGGCCAUGAACAGCCUUUGUAGCACGCCGUUGUACACCUUCAAGGAUAUCUAUAUCCUUCCGAAGCCACGGCCGCCAAGCCUGUACCGCAUAUUCCAGGUGCGGCCGCACAAAUGUCCCGUAUACUUUGCCAAAGACAUCUUUAUUCAAGUGAAUAAAAGUUCUGCGUAUCGCGCUCAUAACGGACAUUGCCCGCGCAGCGACUUUAGAACACUGCGUGGUGACGCUUAGAUCGUCUUUAAUGAACACACCGAGAUCUUUUUGCACAUCUACGGUUUUAAGUGGUUGAUUGUCCAGGAGAUAUUGUCGUGGGGGUGCAUUUGUUCUUCGCCUCGCUGAUACUACGUGCAUUACUGCACAUUUUUUGACGUUGAAUUUCAUGCACCAUUUCUCGCUCCAUGCGUGCAAAAUCGUUACGUCCUCUUGUAGCAUCCUGACGUCAUCUUUAUCUUUUAUCGCUCUCCAAAGUUUAAGGUCGUCUGCAAAGAGUGCUAUGUCUGAUUUCACUUCCCGUACCAGGUCAUUUACAUAGAUAAUGAAUAGGAGCGGCCCAAGAACUGACCCCUGUGGGACUCCACUCGUAACACGUGCCCAUUCUGAGCAGUAGCCGCCCGCAGUGACUUUUUGUUGCCGUCCGUUUAGGAAAUCUUGAAUCCAUUUCAGAAGAUUUCCUCUUAUCCCUACUUCUGAUAACUUUUGAAUGAGGCGCUUAUGUGGGACGCAAUCGAACGCCUUGCUGAAGUCAAAGUAAAUGACAUCAACUGGAUAUCCUUUAUCCAUGGCCUUUGACCAAUGUUCGAGUGACGAAAGCAGAUUUGUGAGACAGGACCUCUUUUCGCAGAAGCCAUGUUGAACUGAGGCGAUGUGACAGCGGAAAGUAUCGAGUGAUGUAAUAGAUUUUUUAACUAGCCUUUCCAUCAGUUUGCAGCAAAUGCAUGUCAAACUAACCGGCCGGUAGUUCGUGGGACAUAGCCGUGAUCCUCCCUUGUGGAUAGGUACGACGUUUGCCAACUUCCAUGUGUCAGGUAGUUUGCCAGCUUCCAGCGAUUUUUGGAAGAUUAUAGAAAGUGGCUCUGCUAAUACUAUAUGCAUACUUUUUGUGAGAGGCCAAACUACGACUAAGUGCCUGGCGUAUAAAUGUGCAAAAGUUCGGCGUGCGCGCCUCUAAAGGGGCUUGGUUUCUAGAACCUUCUCCAAGAUGGCGGCCGCACAUGAUCUGGCAUUUUAGAUUCCUACAACCCGAUUGCUCUUCUGAAACGUGUAUUAUUUUACUCUAAAAUAGAGUUUUUUUUUCACUGCUUGCCCAUCAUUUUUCUUGACAGACUACUUACUCACUAAUUAUCAAUUGCAUAGUGUGCGGAUUCUCUCUACCUCCUCCAAAAUUCAUAUGAAAGUUCACUUUCCCUUGCCAGGAGGGGACCCCGACGGGUCUUUAAUAAGAUUUAUAUGUCGUUCCUCAAUCUACAUACUUGUCUUCGUAAUUAUCACUGGAUAAAAAUAAUAAUAAUAAUUGUAAUAAUGGCAUUGAUUGUAUUUAAUGCCAGAUUACAGGCACCGUCAAGGAAAGAUAAAGCAUGGAUCGAGCAAACAGUGAAAACGCCUGAGGAGUAAAUACAGAGGAUGAUGGUUUCGUAUAGUUUGGAUGGUUCAUGACAAAACUGCUGCCCUUUUAGUGGCGGUAGUCCAGAAAUGGAUGGUUAACACUGCAUCGGAUAUUUUGAAUUUCCAUUCCUUUUCAUGAAAUAGGGAUUGAACCAAACACAAGCAUUGAAGAACUGUUGCUCGCUGUCAGUUGAAGAAAUUGACCCUAGUGUGGUCGUUAUUUAUUUCGAUUUUAGUAAGGGCUUUGGUAAAGCGUCAUAUAGAAGACUCUUAGUUAAAUAAGAAGCUGUAGGACUUCGCAGUCCCUUUAGUGGCUUUAUUAUAUCAUGCAUUCUUAGUCAUAAUAAAGAGGUUUUCAUGGGACUCCAUUUUCCAAUGAGAAUCCCAUUGUAAGGUAUGUCCUACAGGGUAGCUUUUUAGGUCCCCUUUUGUUUCUGCUUUACAUCAAUGAUAUCUCAUCGGCAGUUGAACAUUAUUAGUCGUUUAUUUAUGCUGAUGACAGGCAAUGCGUAUAUUCAGUCACUAAAUCCAUGUCGCAACAUUGGUUGCAGCAAAUCCAUGCUGACUUGCUUGUUCUCUCGACGUGGAACUCAAAAUGGCUGAUGGAAUUCCCCCCCACCCAGACGAUGCUAUAUGUGUUUUGGAUUUGAUAGACUAUCACAACCAGUGGUCUUUCAAGGCACACCUGUGACUGAGUGUUCCACGAACAAGGACUUAUUUUUCAGCCACUCUAACAAUCUUGUUCUUCAGCUACACGCCGACAGAAUUACGGUCAAAACUGUCCAAAUUUAUGGCUUUAUUUCUUAUGGUCCCCACCUUCCUGAAGUAAAUCAAGAAUUUGUCUGGGGGACUAAGCAGCCGUAUUUAGGGAUAGCAUUGCUCACUCUCGCGAUAGGGAAGGGGCUUGAGAAAGUGCUCUAAGCAAUUGCCUGGGGAUCCACACCGUCUGCACGCAGACCGUGGCCGGCAGACACAAAAUUCACGGUCGAAGCAACCUAAUCCGAAACAACGCACACUCACCUCCCCCUCCCCUUCCCCUUCCCCGCCACCCUACUCGUCAGACUGGUAGGGUAAGUUCGCUCUUCAAAACAGUCUGGAGUGUUCGUUCCAUUUUAGACAAUCUGAGGAGUAACCGAACGGAACGGAGGGUGGCGCUAAUGGCUCGGGAAUUUGCGCGCUACAAGGUGGACAUCGCUGCACUCAAAAAGACCCGGUUCUACGAACAAGGCCAACUGGAGGAGGUAGGUGCCGGCCACACCUUCAUCUGGAACGAUCGCCCCAGGGCAGAGCCACGGGACGCGGGCGUCGCCUUGGCCAUCCGCAAUCACAUCGUGGGACGACUGUCCUGUCUGCCGCAGGACCUCAACGAUCACCUGAUGAGUCUCCACCUGCCUCUCCAGGGAGGCAUAUUUGCCACCACCGUCAACGUCUACGUCCCCUUCUCCCACGUUGGCCAGCCCUGA